GGAAAUGAGGCGGAGGCCGCCGAGAAGCGGGGAGCCCCGCCCCUCCGCCCUAGCGGCCUCCCGGUGCCGCCACUUCCUUUACAGCCUCCCGCCCUCCCCGGCCUUCCGGCCCGUAGGCCAGGUUCGGCCAGGCCCCGCCGGCCCCCUCGGGAGUAGCUCCAGCGCCGUGGCCGCUAUGGGGAGAGGAGCUAAGUGUAGCUUACAAGUCUCCUGUGGUCGCGGGGCUAGAGCUUGACUCUGGAGAGAGGAAAGGAAGAAUGGAAGCCUGGUGAAGAGGCAGAGAAGCCUGUGGGAGCUCAGCCCUGGCAGCAGCACCCCUGAGUUCCCAGCAGUGAGAGGAUGUGGCCCCUGGACCAGUCCAGGAAAGAGGUGCUGAGGUUUGCAGUCAGCUGCCGUGUCCUGACUCUGGUGCUACAGGCUCUCUUCAAUGCCAUCAUCCCAGAUCACCGUGCAGAAGCCUUCUCUCCUCCUCACCUCACCCCCUCAGGCGUUGUGGACCAACUCGUGGAAGGUCUCCUGGGUGGCCUGUCUCACUGGGAUGCUGAACACUUCCUGUUCAUUGCUGAGCACGGCUAUCUAUAUGAGCAUAACUUUGCCUUCUUCCCUGGCUUCCCCCUGGCUCUCUUGGUGGGAGCUGAACUGCUGAGACCCCUGCGGGCAUUAGUGAACCUACGGAGUCGCCUGUUAAUCUCAGUAGCAUUGCUCAAUUCUUUGUUCUCCGUGCUAGCCACUGUCGCACUUCAUGACCUGGGCUGUCUGGUUUUGCGCUGUCCCCGCCAGGCCUUUUAUGGAGCCCUGCUCUUCUGCCUCAGCCCCGCCAAUGUCUUCCUGGCAGCUGGUUACUCAGAAGCUUUGUUUGCCCUCCUGACAUUCAGCGCCAUGGGGCAGCUGGAAAGGGGCCGAAGCUGGACUAGUGGACUCCUCUUUGCCCUUGCCACUGGUGUUCGCUCCAAUGGACUGGUCAACAUUGGCUUCCUCGUGUAUUCUCAGUGCCAGGGAUUUCUGUCUUCUCUCAUGGUGCUGAAUCCUCUCAGACAGCUCUUGAUGCUGAUGGGCUCUGUGUUCCUGUCUUUGUUCACACUUGGCCUUCCCUUUGCCCUCUUUCAGUAUUAUGCCUACACCCAGUUCUGUCUGCCAGGCUCUGCCCGCCCCAUCCCUAAGCCCUUGCUGCAGUUAGCUGUGGACAAGGGCUACCGGACUGUGGAGGGAAAUGAGCCACCUUGGUGCUCCUGGAAACUUCCCUUAAUAUAUAGCUAUAUCCAGGAUCUCUACUGGAAUGUUGGCUUUUUGCGAUACUAUGAGUUCAAGCAGGUGCCCAAUUUCCUAUUGGCUGCACCAGUGGCUAUACUGGUUGCCUGGGCAACAUGGACAUAUGUGACCACCCACCCAUGGCUCUGCCUUACACUUGGGAUGCGAAGGAGCAAGAACAGUAAGACCCGAGAGAAAUCUCAUCCUGGAUUCCUCAGUCCUCGGGUGUUUGUGUACCUGGUCCACGCUGCAGCGCUGUUGCUGUUUGGUGGUGUCUACAUGCAUGUCCAGGUCCUCACCAGGUUUCUGGGUUCCUCCACUCCUAUUGUGUACUGGUUUCCAGCUUAUUUGCUUCAGAAUCAAGAGCCACUGCUGAGAUCCCCAGAGACUGUGCCUUGGAAGCCACUUGCAGGGGAAUCUGUAGCAAGACAAAAGGUUCCCAGAAAUUCUCUUGUGGGACUUCUAUACAACUGGAAAGCCUGUUCACUGGUCACACGAUGUAUUCUGGGCUACUUCCUGUCUUACUGGCUCUUGGGACUACUCCUACAUUGCAACUUCCUACCUUGGACAUGACCUGGAAUCUCAGGGUCUGGAAGUACAAAUACACACUAGAACUGUGUGUGCUUCCCUGAGACCCUUGAUCUUUCCUUUAGGAACUUCCAGUCUCUCUGAAGGUUGAUCAGGGAUGGGAAGAAUGUGAGCUACGGGAGAGCCCCCAUAUGGUCCUGGCUGUGGCAAAUUUUAGAGCAGUAACUGUUUUCUCUGUAAGGGAAGAAAUCUUACUCUAGGUUUAAAGUACACUUGGAUUUGUCUUGUCAACCAAGCAUAGCAGAGAUGAUUGUAAACUCACCACUGACCCACAUGUAAAUUUAAAUGUAAAUUAUUUGAAUAUGAGUUUCAUCAAUGGCUCUAGCUGAUAGGCUGGUAAUAGUUGACACAUGAUGAUGGAGGCCUGAACAAGUGUACUGGCAGUAAUAAAUAAAGUAGGGCCAUCUUUUCUAAAUGGGAUAUUGUUUCUAUUAUUGUCAUGAUUUGUUUAUUUAUUUAUAUGAAAAAAUCUUGAUAUGCAAAUUAAACAACUUUUGAUUGUGCAAUGAA
This is a messenger RNA of Nyctereutes procyonoides (raccoon dog), 2346 nucleotides long. RefSeq names its product phosphatidylinositol glycan anchor biosynthesis class V (gene PIGV). NCBI's taxonomy places the organism in Eukaryota, Metazoa, Chordata, Mammalia, Carnivora, Canidae. The record is from RefSeq and is a predicted model, not a curated record. Gene Ontology annotation, molecular function: GPI mannosyltransferase activity; alpha-1,6-mannosyltransferase activity. The transcript has 5 exons. The coding region runs from base 340 to 1821 and encodes 493 amino acids. Gene Ontology annotation, cellular component: mannosyltransferase complex; endoplasmic reticulum membrane. Gene Ontology annotation, biological process: GPI anchor biosynthetic process.